Pochonia chlamydosporia 170 is the source of this 2556-nucleotide messenger RNA. RefSeq lists its product as hypothetical. Gene Ontology annotation, biological process: DNA damage response; protein dephosphorylation. Gene Ontology annotation, cellular component: protein phosphatase 4 complex; nucleoplasm. The record is from RefSeq and is a predicted model, not a curated record. Gene Ontology annotation, molecular function: protein phosphatase activator activity. The coding region runs from base 1 to 2556 and encodes 851 amino acids. The transcript has 5 exons. Lineage: Eukaryota; Fungi; Ascomycota; Sordariomycetes; Hypocreales; Clavicipitaceae.
AUGGCACAGCCGGUGCCUCAUCAGGCGACGGACAAGAAGCGCGUCAAGGUCUACGAGUUGCGCGACAAUGACUGGUUUGAUCGCGGAACUGGCUUUUGCACCGCUACGUAUGCGACUACUGAAGAAGGGCACAAGGACCCACGAGUAAUCGUCGAGUCCGAGGAUGAGCCAAAUCGCCUACUCCUCGAGACCAAGAUUCAAAAGGAAGAUGGCUUUCAAAAACAGCAAGAAACCCUGAUUGUGUGGCAAGAACCUGGGAGUGGAGUGGAUAUGGCCCUCAGCUUCCAGGAAGCCGAAGGGUGUGCUUUGAUAUGGCGAUUCGUGAGUAAUGUGCAACAAACGUUUCACAAUGCAAUUACAGGCGACGAUGGGCUUUCAGACGAUUUGGCCAUUGAGAUCCCCGCCGCAAUCAAUCUCCCCGCCGCGGAACUGGGCAAUCUUCCCGAAAUCGAAUCCAGCAUGCGUAUCAUGAGUUCGAGCGCGAACGGUCGUGAUGCGCUCGCCAAGUUCAUCAUGGCGGAUGACUAUAUCGGCAAAUUGAUUCCCUUGGUUGAAAUGGCCGAGGAUCUUGAAAGUCUACCUGACCUUCACCGACUCUGCAACAUCAUGAAGACCAUCAUCUUGCUGAACGACACAACCAUCAUUGAGCAUGCGGUGUCGGACGAAUGUGUGCUCGGUGUGGUUGGUGCCUUGGAGUACGAUCCUGAUUUCCCAAGUCACAAGGCUAAUCACCGACACUGGCUCGAUAACCAAGGCCGUUACAAGGAGGUUGUGCCGAUUGAGGACGAUCAGACUCGACAAAAGAUUCAUCAGACGUACCGCCUUCAAUAUCUCAAAGAUGUUGUCCUUGCACGAAUUCUCGACGAUCCAACCUUCUCAGUUCUCAACUCGUUGAUCUUCUUCAACCAAGUCGAUAUCCUUCAGCAUCUGCAGACCAAUGCGGAAUUCUUGGGCCAACUUUUUGGUGUCUUCAACCUCCGUCGACAUGAUCAAAAGAAGAGAAAAGAUGCUGUCUUGUUCAUCCAGCAAUGUUGUGGCAUUGCCAAAAACAUCCAGCCUCCGGCGAGGCAAGCUCUAUACAACAACUUUAUCGCACACGGCCUCCUCCAAGUUAUUCAUUUCGGAUUGAAGCAUGCAGAUGUCGCAGUUAGAGUCGGUGCCACUGAUAUCUUGGUUUCCAUCAUUGACCAUGACCCACAAAUGAUUCGACAGACCAUCUAUCGCCAGGUGCAGGAAAACGUACCAUCACUAGUGGAUUCGUUGAUUGAUCUUCUUCUUGUGGAAGUAGACUUGGGUGUCAAGUCCCAAAUUUCAGAAGCCCUCAAAGUGCUUCUGGAUCAUGGAGCGCCACCUCAAGGACCAGAAUUCGCGCGGGUCAAUGGCGAAUUCCCCGGACGACCAAGGCCGCAACCCGCAGCAGACCCUCAACAUGAGCUGUUCCUCACUCGGUUCUACGAACGAUCUGCAUUGAGGCUCUUCAAGCCACUGUUGGAACUGGAAGAACGACCUGAUCUGAAGUUUGCGGUUCAACAAGCCUCAAUGUUUACUUAUCUCAUCGAGAUAUCGUGUUUCUUUAUCCGCCAGCAUCAUCGAUUUAGCAGAUAUUUCGUGAUGAACUAUAAUAUCAUCCAGCGUGUUUCACAACUUCUCAAAAAUCCAGAGAAGUAUUUGCGUUUAGUUGCCAUUCGAUUUUUCCGCAAUGUUAUUGGGAUGCAAGAGGAGUUUUACAUUAAACAAAUCACGGAAAAAAAGGCUUUAGGCCCCGCGUUAGAGGUGCUUGCCGAGACUAUGCCGAGAGAUAAUCUGCUAAGCUCAGCUUGCCUCGAACUGUUUGAAUUCAUUAGGAAGGAGAACUUGAAAGAUCUGGUGAAAUAUCUUGUGGGAAAUCACAGGGACCUCAUGACGAGCUUGAGUUACCUGGCCACAUUCAAGGAUAUGAUUCAACGAUACGACCAAACACAGGGAUACACGGCCAAUAUGGAUUAUUUCCUGGAAGAAAACGAUGAAUUGACACGGAAACCGCCACCGAACACGAGGCUGAUGGAACACAUUACCGUGGACCCCAGCGAAGAAGAGUACUGGAAUACGUCGGACCCUGAGGAUGAUGACGAAGAGCACCACCCUGACAUGCGCAACAAGAUUUUGCCGAGCAAUGGUCCCCUAACACCGUCCAAACCUCUUGUUGACUACCCUUCGGACGAAGACAGCGACGAGAAUGCUAAUACCGAAAGCGACACUGCUACGAAGGCCACCAAAGGCUCUGAAGGCUCAUCAGUUGGUGCGAAUUCUGCUAGCAGUCUUUCGCCUGUAGGGCCACCGCCUGAACGCUUGUCUGAAAAACGCCGCCGCGAAGAGGAUGAUGAGGACGGUAUGCAAAAGCUUAUGCAGAACAAGCGCCGAAACAGCAGCUCGUCAGAAUCAAACUCAACUACAGGUUCGCGGAUGACGCCCAAGCGAAAGUCGUUUGGCAGUGGCAAUGGUAACGGAAAGAUUGCCAUAAGCCUGUCGACGGCGGUCAGGACCGGUGGCGCAUCGAGGUCCGAUGAAGAGUCAUGA